Messenger RNA from Caenorhabditis remanei, 720 nucleotides. RefSeq lists its product as uncharacterized. The transcript has 2 exons. The record is from RefSeq and is a predicted model, not a curated record. NCBI's taxonomy places the organism in Eukaryota, Metazoa, Nematoda, Chromadorea, Rhabditida, Rhabditidae. Bases 1 to 720 code for a protein of 239 amino acids. Gene Ontology annotation, biological process: intracellular protein transport. Gene Ontology annotation, cellular component: endomembrane system. Gene Ontology annotation, molecular function: GTPase activity.
AUGUCUUCCCUCGACGAAACGUCCACUAAAAUUCUGGUUCUCGGCGAUUCAUGCGUCGGAAAGACGUCUCUUUGCCAUUGUAUCGCCGCCGAACCCUCUCGAACAUUCGAUUCGACAAUCGGAGCGACAGUUAUAAUGGCAUGGCAUGAAUAUCGUGCGGGAACACCGGAACAGAGAUCCGAGCUCUUGGAGUUAUGGGAUAUUGGGGGAAUGGUCGCCCAUCGACAGGCCGCCCAAGUAUUCUUUGAAGGAGCGGUUGGCGCGAUUCUGGUGCAUGAUUUGACGAAUCGGAGGAGUGAGGAGAACCUCGCAACAUGGCUGACAAUGCUCGACGGGAAGCCACGAGCCCCGAAAUCAUCCAAAGACCCGGCAGCCGUCGCUCUGAAAGUUGACAUUGAAAGUUGCAACAUUCCCGUGCUAAUCGUCGGAACAAAAGCUGAUUUAGUGCCCCAUAAAGGGCCAGUGAGCUACGAUAGACUUCACAUUGACUCCCUGAAAAAUAUCAUCCGAGGAUCCGCCAAUUCCAUUACACUCGCCAGAUUCUUCGACUCUUGUCUCGAUAGAACUCGUCGGACCACUCUGAAUUCGUCGUUUUUCGCCGCCAACGCGUCGAAAAUGACACCGAAUACGUCGAUUAUUGGGGCACCGUCGACGACGGCUUCAGAUGUGACGAAUCGCACGAUGAGCCCGUUCACCACAAUUCCCAUGGGCACUUCAUAA